AUUGUCUGGGGGGGGGGGUCUCGAAUCAAAUCGAAUUUACUUGCUCGCUCUCUCAGCUCUUGGCCCGCAAAUUACUCAAUAAUUUUGAAGGAACUGGAAUUGGUAAGCCAACUUGUGCCCUCCGUGCGUUACACUGUGGAAUUUUGGCAAGUUCGAACGUUUUUUGAGCGCUCUUAAGGCUUUUUCCUUUUUAUCUAAUUUUUGUUGUUUUCAGUUUUUUGGCCGAUUUUUGUGUCUGUUUGUCGAAACAGAAGCGACGAUUCUGCUGUUGCCCUGCUCGUUUUGGGUCGCUCUUUCUCCUGCUGCCCCUCCGCUUUCCACUUAUUUAUCGCGCGACUCGCUUUCAUCGUCGUUCCUUGUUUUUGUAUACAUGGUGGCCACUCGGAGUUGCCACUCGGUUUUAUCAGCGGGCGAUAUCACGGCAAACGCUGGCCAAAUGCGUGCUCCUUUGGCCAACUCCACUGCGGCCUGGUUUUCAACCGAACAGCUAGGUUUAAAUGCCCGAAAUGGAGAUGUCAGAAUACCUACGCAAAUACUUGGAGGACGAAGAUGAAAGCAUUCGCGCUCUUUGCAAUGAUCCCGACUGUAAUGCCAAACGGAUAAUGUGGAUGCACAACAAGACGCGAAUAACCGAGCAGGACCUCGCACGGGAAUACAGCGCGGAGGAGGUUCGCGAGCUGUGCCUGAAGACCAAGCUAAAAGUUAAGAUGACACUGUACAAUUGCCUCUGGGAUGCAAAGAAGCGUUUCGAUGCCAAAAAACGUCUGGAAAACAAGCCCGACAAGUUUAUCAACGGCAUGUACUUGAAAGCGGUGCGAAAGAAGAUGGUUCAACCGUAUCCGGAGGAUUUUAUCGCAAACCAAAGAGACGUGGCUAGAGCUCAGACCAAAAAGCUCAACAAUCACAGGCUGGACAGAUGGCAUGGCAAGAAGAGUAGUAUGGAAUCCGCUCCAGACUGGGAGUCCCUAGAGGAUCUAGAUGGCCCAGAAAUUCGGGAAUCCGAGGACACCUUUGGUUCGACCUUCGACUCGGACGACAAGGAGGAAGAAUCGCAGAAGGCUUCAAUUACAGAGCCUCCGAUUAAAGAUGUUUUAGAAGAUCAAAAGGUGGCGCUUGUCCAAGAAGAUGAAGAGGAAGACCUUGAGAAGGCGCUUGAGUUGUCCUCGGAAUCAGAACUGAGUGGCAUUGGGGAUCAGCACGAGGACCUGCCGCAGCAGCAAGCUUGCCAGCCUCAAAACGUCGACUGCCCAGCUACACAGAUGGAGGAAAGCUGGGUACGUUAUGGCGCUCAAAUAAAUUCGGAAAGCAUGUCGAUUGGCGAGUCAAUUGACCUGGAGGACUAUCCAAGCACUCAAAACUCAGAGCCGGACUACCUAACGUUCAACACCCAGGUAACCGCAUCCACCCAGGAGUCCGCCAAAUAGGAUAUAAGUUCAAUGUUUAAAAUCCUAGUUUUGCAUUUAUUGAUUUUGUUAACCUUACUAAGUUUCUAAGUAUAGUGACCGUAGAAAACGUGUUAAAAACAUUGAAUUCCUAAAAAGUUUGUAAAAACUAAUAAUAAAAUCUUAGUAAAAUAA
Molecule: messenger RNA, 1577 nt
Organism: Drosophila biarmipes
Lineage: Eukaryota; Metazoa; Arthropoda; Insecta; Diptera; Drosophilidae
Product: telomere-binding protein cav
Exons: 3
Coding region: 498-1424 (308 amino acids)
Source: RefSeq, a predicted model, not a curated record